UUCUCAUCUUAUUCGUGAUACUUCUCCCUUUAACCACCUCACUCCUUCAGACCUCAUCAACCCUCUUUUUCCCCUCGCAAAGCAUUCCCUCCCAACUGAGAGUUGUUAUCAUACCCAGAUAAUCAUCAACUCUCUACCACAUUCAUUUGGAACAGCGACUUUUAUCUCAACAGCAAUCACAAUCUUCUCUCGUCCUGCAAAAUUCAAUUAACAGAUCAAAUCAAUUCAAAUUCAAUUCAAAAUACUCCAUCACCCUCAACUAUCCUUUACAAUCCUUCCCUCCCUCUCUCCCCAUAGCGACCCUUUUUUACAUCAACACUUAAUUUGUUCAUCUCUCCCCCUUACAAAUUAUUCUCCAUCCCCUAGCAACAGACCUUUCAUUUAGAGUGAAUCGUUCAAAUUAAGUCAGAAAGACCCAUAGCCAAGUCAACCUCACUCGUUUACUCCGUCCAAUUCAGUCGAUAUAUUAAGAGCCUUUGAAUUUCCGAGUCAAGAAAACCUUUCGUCUAUCCAUAUCGCAAGAGUUCACUUCUUCACAAUGAAGUUCACCCCAGUUUCUGUUGCGCUUCUCAGCGUUGCCGGUGUUGCAAUUGCGCAACCACACAACCAUCAACACCGUCACCCAGCGAGAGCAAACAAGGUCGCACGCGAUAACACCAUUGUCUCCGUGACAGAAGUUAUGCCAGGUCCAGUCGAGACGGUCUACAUGCUCAAUGGAAAGGAUAUCUCUUUGGCCGAAGUUCAGGACGGAUUGAAAUCUGGAAAAUAUAUUUUAGUGGGAGAUGCUGUCGAAGAUGCCCCUUCUGCUACUAACUGGUACACUGGUUCCCCAUCUGUCGCGUCCACAUCAGCUGCUCCCUCAACCACUCCAGCAGCUACCUCCACCAGUUCGAUCGUCAAGGCUGCCGCGGAGUUCAUUGAGGUUUCCUCAUCUGCCUCUUCCACCAAGGCUGCAUACACCCCGAAAUCAAGCGCUGCAUCAUCCACUUCAGAAUCAAGCUCUGUCGCCUCUGUCGCCUCUACCAGUGCGGCUGCUGCCUCCUCUUCAGCCAGUAGCGACAGUUCCUCUGAUAGCUCCACUUCCUCCAGCAGCUCCGGCAACUGGCCUGACUUUCCAAGUGGCAAAAUCCCUUGUUCCACUUUCCCAUCCAAUUAUGGCCCAGUUGCUGUCGAUUACCUUGGGUUAGAUGGAUGGAUCGGUAUCCAAAGCACCCCUGGUUACACCACCGCUGCUUCCUCGAUCGUUACUAUUAACACACUUACCAGCGGUGGAUGUGUCAAGGGCGCAUUCUGCUCGUAUGCCUGCCCAGCGGGAUACCAGAAAUCUCAAUGGCCUACCGCACAAGGAAGCACUGGUGAAUCCAUCGGUGGUCUUUACUGCAACUCCAACGGCAUGCUCGAGUUGUCCCGAACUACCACCAAGCAACUCUGCACUGCUGGAUCCGGAUCCGUCAAGGUUGAGAACAAGCUCGACAGCAUUGUGGCUGUUUGCCGUACUGAUUACCCUGGUCUCGAGGCUGAGACCGUUCCAUUGGCAACCUCCCCUGGACAAACCUAUGACUUGACUUGCCCAGAUGCCAGUAACUACUACUCAUGGGAAGGACUUCCAACAUCCGCACAAUACUACAUCAACCCACAAGGAGCUUCCACCUCUGAAGCCUGUGUUUGGGGUACUUCGGGUGGAAACCUUGGUAACUGGGCUCCUGUCAAUGCUGGUGUUGGAAGAGAUGCCUCUGGUACCACUUGGUUGUCAAUCAUCCCCAACACCCCAACCAACACAUACGGUACCUUGAAUUUCACCAUCACUAUCGAAGGUGACGUCUCCGGAAAAUGUUCGUACAAAUCAGGAACAUACUACAACAAUAAUGUUGAGUCCUCAACAGGUUGCAACCGUCUCCAUUCUCUCGGGCGGAACCGCUACAUACGUCUUCUCACCAUAGGCGCUUGAGUUUCUCAAUUUUCCCUUUGCAAAAUUUCCGUUGCACAUAUUGUUGUUUUCUUUCCGCGCGCAUAUCCACAAUUGCGGCUUAUGAUCGUUGUAGUCAUUUUUUUCUUUACUCGCCCUCAAGUCAUUCUAAGUCUCGGAUGUUCGAACCCACGCUCGACUUGCAAUGUUCAAACAAAUUUGCCAAUAAGAUACCCCCUCCAUCCGAUCUCUGAAUGUACUUCGUGUGGUAACUUUUCCUUUGUAAUAAAUGUCGCUAAUGUUUUUACAUUAUUGAAGUGGAAGAUAUCUGGCCGUUGGAAUACCACGUUCCAGAUGGUUGUUAUAAGCAUGGAUGGAUUUCUUGAGGGGGGUUGGGGUUGUUGGUAGAAAAAAAGUUGUGUUCUCAGCAGAUGAAUGCUCAUAUGACGAAUAGGAAAGCCCUCUUUCCUUGAAGCAAUCACCUUGGUUAACUCUUCUAUGUAUCCGUUACUCAUUUUGAAGGAGACGUGCUCCUGGUUCAGAGUGCCCCUUUAUCCCUACGGCCUUUUUAUCAAUUUGCCGCAGGCACUCUUGCAUAUGUUUUCAUACUGGCUACAAAUGUUUGGACGGAGCGCGCAUACGAAACAGAAAUUACCACCAUAUCUCUCUUCCAAGGAGAUGUGGUAGAGAGCUAUAACACUUGUUUCAUGUGGAUGUGAAUGGAAAAUUUGACGGCAGAGGCUGCAGAAUAUGGUACAUGUAUCAAUAUAAAGUAGUCUAGUCGGCACAACACAGACAGGGAAAGGGAGAUCAGUUACACUCUACUUAUUCUACCUUUUCAAGAAAGAUGUUGAGAAAUUUUUGAGAACAGAAAAAUCAAAAAAACAAGUAAAUAGAACAUUCAGAUGAAGUGUGUGGCCUUUUUCGUGUAUACAAAUUAAAAUCUCUUUGGUUUCUUA
Botrytis sinoallii is the source of this 2865-nucleotide messenger RNA. RefSeq lists its product as uncharacterized. Gene Ontology annotation, biological process: fungal-type cell wall organization. Bases 539 to 1948 code for a protein of 469 amino acids. Lineage: Eukaryota; Fungi; Ascomycota; Leotiomycetes; Helotiales; Sclerotiniaceae. Gene Ontology annotation, cellular component: fungal-type cell wall; cell surface. The transcript has 3 exons. The record is from RefSeq and is a predicted model, not a curated record.